CUUCCAUCAGACUGCAGAGAGCAGAGUGAUACGAGACACGGCUCGGGAUCUGAUUCGGGUUCUGCUGCUGCUGAGGUUCUGCUGCUGCUGAGGUUCUGAAGAUGGAGGUGGAUUUCAGUGGAAAGUGGGAGAUCUAUGAGCAGAGCGACCCGGGAGAAUUCCUCAAAGCCAUCGCUGCUCCUGAUCUGAUGGUGAAGAUGAUGAAGGAAGUGAAACCCGUUACCGUUAUAAAGCAGGACGGAGAAAAGUUUGAGGUUUCCGUUAAAACUCCGCUUCGCACCAACACCAACUCGUUCACCAUCGGCCAGGAGGCGGAGUUUACCACCAUGAACGGCAUGAAGUUCAAGGCGACGCCUCGGCUGGUUGAUGGGAAGAUGAUUAUAGAGACAGAUAAACUCACCAUCGUGAGGGAGAUCCAGGGAGAGGACAUGGUGGAGACUAUGACGGCUGGCUCUGCGACCCUCAUCAGGAAAAGCAGGAGAGCCUGAAAUUCACCUUAAAAAAAUAAAUUAAUGAAACUAAACCACGUUUACAUUACAAUAUAAGAGUUUUACAUGUUUGUGUUGAAUUGUAGAUCACUGUAGUUCAGCAGGUAAGCAUAAUAAUUAUACAGAUUAAAAUGUUUAAUUUGUUUAUGACUUCUAAACAAAAAUAAAAUAAAACACGCUGAAAGAAAAA
Astyanax mexicanus (Mexican tetra) is the source of this 678-nucleotide messenger RNA. RefSeq names its product fatty acid binding protein 10b, liver basic (gene fabp10b). Gene Ontology annotation, biological process: fatty acid transport. Gene Ontology annotation, cellular component: nucleus; cytosol. The transcript has 4 exons. The coding region runs from base 102 to 488 and encodes 128 amino acids. Lineage: Eukaryota; Metazoa; Chordata; Actinopteri; Characiformes; Acestrorhamphidae. Gene Ontology annotation, molecular function: fatty acid binding. The record is from RefSeq and is a predicted model, not a curated record.